CAUUACAUUAUCUAUGCUGAUGAUCCACUAUCAGUUACGAAACUAUUUUGUGAACCACUGGCCGCUCACUGCUAACAUUGUACCACUUUUGAGUUACCGCCGUUACCAAUAGUUUUGAGGUUAUAGUCGAUGUCGGCCGCUGUGUGAUAGCAAUACUUCCCAUACUUCGUUUUCUUGAUUUUCACACACGUUUCGGUCAAGUUUUUUUUGAAUUCAGUUUACUCAUUGCACGACUUAUAAUUAAUAAGUUGGAACGCCCGAACCAAUAUGGACAACAAAGUGAACGAUCUUUUCAACAAAAUGGGAGCAGCCAAAGGUCUGAAUAUCGGCGUGAAACUCGUCGCCGGUGUCGGUCUGGCUGCUUACGGUUUGGCCAAUUCGAUGUUCACGGGUAAUUAAAAACAAUUUUUGUUCUCGUCGUUCUCGAGGGUUUAGUUAUUUGUAAGUGUACUUUGAUGAAUACUUUGGCUAGACCAUUUCGUUACCCACAUAAUAUUAUCAAAUUUACAUAUAUUCGACCGUGAUAUUGCGCAACAUUAUAACAUUAUAUCAUUAAACUCGAAUUCUAAUAUUAGUUUUGACUCCCGUUUAAAGUUAUAUUUUAUUACUGAUCGUAAAAGUACGUAUCGGCGCGUGUGAUAAACUUGUGCUUAAACGACCAUUUAAUGGUAUACAGCAGUGAUUACCAACCUUUUUUUAACAGAGGGCAGUAAAAAAAUUGGCCGGCCAAGAAUUUAAAUUUUUACUUUUAAGUUAACAGAAUAGUAUAUUUUAUUGUAGUUAUGUCUUAAUAUAGGUACAGUGAUAUAUUUAAUUAUUUAUUAUUUAUUGAAUAUCGAUCGUUAUAAAUGAGAAAAAAAUCUAAAGUAUAGAGGGAGUGUUGAAUUUUUGAAAUUUGAUUUAAUACUUUGGUAGGCCGAUUAAUAAAUAAUCGAGAGCCGGAAUAGGCCAAUGGGCCGUCGUUGGUCACUACUGGUAUGCAGCAUGAGUGAGACAUUUUAGAAUCUUUAUGAUGUAGUAUUAAUGUGGUUGUCCGACAAAACUAGUUUAAUCAUUUGUAAUAAAACCAAUGAAGACGUGUAAAAUAAUAUUAAAUCCUUAAUUAAAUAUUUUACGCCGUAAUUAUGAGAUGUUGGUAGGUAUUCAGUUCAAAUGUACAUAUUAUCCAGGAUAAAAAAUACAAUUAGUUAGGUGUACAUAAAAUAUUUACUCAUAUAUUUUUAAAAUGAAGUUUAAAAUGAGUUAGUGACCUAGUUGGGCCUCUUAUUCCACUUUUCACUGUUGCCCACCUGACGUGGUUUUGUAAUUUCGAAAAUACGAUUUUAGCUUAUUAUAUAUUCCCAAAAAAAAUCCGAAAUUUUGAGAGAGUGUUAGUAGGUAUUAUAUUCCUAAACAGCCAAAUAUAUUUUAUCUACAAUCACAGUAACAAACUUAUCAAAAUGUUUUGAAUUUUUGAUUAAAAUUUUUAUUUUUUUUUCAAGUUUACUUGAAUACUCUAUGGUUUACAUAGAGUCGGCUUUCGUAUUAGGUACAUAGAAUAUGUCUAUUUUGAUCAAUUGUAUAAUAUAUGAAAUAUUGUACACAAAAUGAUGACAGAUAAUUGGUUACUAUAUUUAUUUUUGUUUCACGAUUUUUUGAGUAUUCAUUAUACAUUUUAGAUUAAGAGUGUAUUCAUAUUUAACUUCGAAAAUUGUUAAUACAUAUUAUUUUUUGUUUUUGUUAUUUUUUUUUGCAAGUAAAGAUGUAAAAAAAAAAAACAUUUUAAUUAAAAAAAGAAGUUACCUAAAACAAUAUUGUUUAUUUUUAUUUAAUAAACAAGUAUUAUUACUAAUAUUUGUACCAAUUAUUUAUACUUGAAAAAAAAAAAAAUGUAUUGAUACAAAAUUAUUUAUUUGGUUUGGUCAUGGGUAUUAAGUAUUGGUAGUCAGAAAAAAAUAUUUGAAAAAAACCGGUUACUAUCAAAUAGUCUAUUUUAAAUAAGGCUCAGAUUUAUAUUUUAGAUUCUGAGUGUAUCAAUGAAUUUAUUGGUUUUACAAAAAAUUUUAUUUUUUAUUUUUUUACACUGUGUACAAAUAUUCUAUUAUAAAGUUUGCUCCCAUAUAUAUAUGUGUGUGGCACCAUUUCUGAAUAGAAAUAUUGUCCAGAUGGUACUUUUGGGAGGUAAUAUUUUGAUUUUUCUAGCAGUUUUCAUAAUAUCUGGGAAAAAAUGGGAAAUGUACGAAAAAAAUGUUUUUAUUAUUUUUUUAAUUUUGUUUAUUGUUGUAAUUCAGUUAAAAACAUUUGUAGAGAUUUGAAAUUUGAAAAGAAAACUUCUAUUUGCUUUUUGUAGACAUGGUAAUAUUUUCAAAACAUUUGAGCUAUUUUUAAACUUUUCCAUGAGUUUUCCCAAUAAAUGGGAAAAACUUGACAAUAAAUACAAUAUUAAACAAAUAUUACUAAAAAAAAUUAAUAGGUAAUACAUAUUAUGUUAUUUUUUUACCAUAAUAUGACAUAUAUAUAUUGUUGACAAAGCAACACUAUUAACCAAACUCUGCUCAGAAUCAUUUUUGUUAGAAAUGUUUAAUUGUUGCGUACAUAUACAUUAAAUUUUCCCUCUACUACCUUUAUAACUUAUCACCUACAACAAUGGUCCACCCAUGUGCAAAGUAUGUCCAUCUUUUUAUUUAUGAUCAUAAAAAGAUAAGAGAUGUCACUGAAUAUUUUCAGCUCAUAUGUAUCCUUUUAUAAUAUUAUGGAAGAUGAAGGGGGAUGAUUAUUAUAAUUAAAAACAAAUUUGUAUGCUUAUAUUGCAUCUUGUAAAAUUAGAAUCCUAAAAGUAUCCAUGAAAUAUUAUAAUAUCUUUUUUGGGUUGAUGAAAAACAUUUGACAAAAGUAAAAUUGUAUUCCUUAUUGGUACCUCGCAUGUCAUUACAUAACAUCUUUUAAAGUUAAAACAAAUACAUUUGAUUCUUGAAGUUAUUUACUUAGUCCGGAUUAUAAAUACAACCAUUUUAACUUACACUUUUAAUUUUUUUUUUAGUUGAAGGUGGUCACCGUGCAAUUAUGUUCAAUCGAAUUGGAGGUGUCCAAAGAGAAGUGUUUCCCGAAGGAUUACACUUUCGUCUACCUUGGUUUCAAUAUCCUAUCAUUUUUGAUAUUAGAUCCAGACCACGGAAAAUAUCUUCACCCACUGGUUCUAAAGAUUUACAAAUGGUUUACAAACAUUUUUUAUAAUAAUAUAAUAUAAUAUUCUAUAUUAUUAUAUAAAGUAUAUAGUUUUUAUAUAAAUUGAUUUUAUAAUACACUAGGUUAACAUUUCACUCAGAGUCUUGUCAAGACCAGAUGCCAUAAAAUUGCCAGACAUGUACCAGCAUUUGGGUAUUGAUUAUGAUGAAAAAGUAUUGCCUUCCAUCUGUAACGAAGUUUUGAAAUCUGUCGUUGCUAAAUAUAAUGCGUCACAGCUAAUUACUCAAAGACAACAGGUACUAAUAUGCACGUGGUAUAUUAUAUAAAAUAUUACAAACGUGUAUUUUAUAAUAUGUUCCUACUGGUUUAUUGUCUGCUUUAAUGUAUCUUGUUGCGGUCAAUUUUUUGUUUUACAUUUUACUUGAGAGAAUAGUCUAAUCAACUGUUUUCCAAAUAACUGAACAAUGGCCGACAUUGUUAAUAGUUGAGGAAAUGAUAAUUACAUAUCUAUAUUGAAUAUUUCAAAUUUUGAAAUGUAUUGAAAUUUAACUGUAUAUAAACUAAUUUGUUAUAGAAAAAAGAAUGAAAUGGUACCGGAUUUAUAAUCCCUAUGUAAUAAGCAUUGUUAUCAAUUUUAACAAAAAAAAUCUAUAUAAUUAUAAAUAGAUUUUUUUUUUUUUUAACUUGCUAGAAUUAAUUCAGAGUUAACAACUCUGUAUUCUUGAACGGCAGGGCAGUUUACUUUGAUAUAAAGAACGAUACUAGAGUUUACAAAUUAUCUAAAGUUGAGUUUUUGAAUGCACUCCUCUUUAUGCCACAAAUAAAGACAUUUUGCUAUUCAAGUGUGGCGUCUAAAUAUUAUUUAAUAAUUUUGAUUUUGUAUUGAAAUAGUUAAAUCUAUCAUCUUACAAUAUUAUUCACAGACAUUUUUAAUAUUUACAACAGUGUCUUCUAAUCUUUUUGAAACUAUUUGUCAUUUAGAGAAUUUUCAGUAAAUUACAGAACACCUAGAUUGGCUGAUGAUUUUUUUUUUCCAGUAAUGGCAUAAAAAUAAACGUUUAAUAUUAUGGUAUAAAUUACCACAGUUAAGUGUAAAGACCUUUGCCUUUAUUUUGGCAGGCUCACAAACUACCAGUUGGGACUCACUUAUUUACAGUCUAUGGAAUUUAGGACUGUUAUUGAUUAGAGUUAGGUCGAUAUUCCAGUAUAUAAAUCCAAUUUGUUAUUGUCUUGGAUCUAUGAGCUAAUAUAAAAAAGCUGUAUUUUCUGAAAAAUUGAUAUAAAUUAUGUGAAAUCAAAACAUCCAAGAUUUCUGCAUAGAUACCAUUGAUAAAUGAUAUAUCAUAAUAAUUAAAGCAUUAUUCAAGGUCAAGGUGUGUUUACUAUUUAUCAGUUUAUCAUGUACCUUUAAAUACACUUUGCCAUUAUUGUUAUAACCACCAUUAAAUGCAAAUUGAUAUGCUACUUAAAUUUAUAUUGAUUUAAUUAUCAGUUUAAAAAAAACCAUUGAUUCCUGAUAUACUGAUGUACCAAUAUCAAUAUCAGCUGAGUGUAUUAUUUAUACUUUUUUCUUAUUUCUUGAAUAAAUAGUGAUUUAAAUAGCAAUUUAGGUAUUUUUUUUAUUGAAGGUUCUAAUAUUAAUAUAAUUGUCUACAAUUUGUUAUAGGUUUCACUUCUCAUUAGAAAGCAACUCGUUGAUCGUGCUCGUGAUUUUAAUAUAAUCUUGGACGAUGUAUCCAUAACUGAAUUGAGUUUUGGCAAAGAAUAUACAGCAGCUGUAGAGGCUAAACAAGUGGCCCAACAAGAAGCUCAACGUGCUGUAUUUUUUGUCGAACGGGCAAAACAAGAACGUCAACAAAAAAUUUUGCAAGCUGAGGGAGAAGCAGAAGCAGCAAAAAUGAUAUCCUUUUUUAUUAUUAAUUUAUUCCAUUUUCUAAUCUUCUAUAUAUUAUUAUUAUUAUACUGGUUCUCCGAAUUUCAUGAUAAUUAUUAUAUUUUCAUUAACUCGUUAAUGAGGUAUUCCAUUUUUAAAUUUGGGUAGGAAUUGAGUAGUUUAAUGUUCUAAACUGUUAAAAAAUAUUUGCCCCUCUUUAUUUAUAGUUACACUAGUCAUCCAAAAUCUCUUCUUUCUCGUGUAUAUCUUGAGUUAAGUGAUUUAGAGUGUCUUAUUUUUGUGCUACUGCAUUACAUAUAUUUUUGUUUUUGUAUUUGUAUUUACCUAUACAGUGAAGGUUGUCAAAAAAAAAAAAAAUGUUUAAUUAAAUUCACUAACUUUAUUUUAAUGAACAUGGUAAGCUUAAAAAUGAAAUUAUUUUUUUAUUCUGACCUUUUAGUUCUUCAUAAAUUGAGUUUAAGCAUUAAAAAAUCAAUAAAUUGAAAAGUAUUCAAAACAAUCGGUAUUGGCGAGAAUAAAUGUAUCUUACCUGGUUUCUGGUUUAGUGGGUUACCACUGACUGAAAUCACUCUUUAUUAUUUAUUUCAGAUUGAUAAUAUUAUUAACAUGAUCUCAUGAGUAUGGUGACCUUAUUAUACCUGAUAUUUGGUAAGACAUAUUUGAAUUUGGGUCAAAACUGAUAUUUUUAAACUAGGUAAAUUUUUAAAAAAUCAAGUCUUAAAAUAAUGAAAAGUUCAGACAAAACUUUAAAAUUAGGAAAAAAUUAUUGACAACCUCCAUUCCUGCUUGGCGUUAAUUCAAUAAAUAAUUAAAUAAUUACUAUAAUCCUGCUGAGAUAUUAUGUAUCGCAACUAUUAUAUAAUAUUUUCUUCCAGUAUACAUUUAUUUAUUUUUAAGAUACAUUCACCUUAACUGAAAUGUUCACUUAGGAGAAGCUGUUGGUAGAAAUCCAGGUUACCUAAAACUUCGUAAAAUCAGGGCAGCUCAAAAUAUUUCCAGAACGGUAUGUCUGAAAUGUCUGUUAUUAACGAAAAUAGUUAUAAUUAAUCAUUUUAUUUUUUAACUUUUAGAUUGCCACUUCUCAAAACAAAGUGUUCCUCAGUGGAAAUAAUCUUAUGUUAAACAUUAGUGAUCCUGCAUUCGAUGAACAAAGUGACAAAUUGAAAAGUAAGAAGUAGACUGGAUGAAUUUUAUAUGUAGUAGGUUAGGUUAUGUUAAUUGCUUGUAAUGUAUUCCAUUCAAAACUGUAUAAUUUCAACAAAAAUAUGUUUAAAGAAAUUUUUUUUUUUUUAUUAUUAUUAUUAUUAUUAUUAUUAUGUGUUUUCAUCCAAGUAAAAUAUACUUCUUCAGAGAUGUAUACAUUUAAAUUAUAAUUUUUUUUAAAAAAAUUAUAUUGGAUGAAAUUCCUGGGUGAUUCCUGUUUUAUGAUUAUUUUAGGCGGAACGUAUAACAAUAGCGUAGUAUCAAUUUCUCUGCCAAAUAAUAAUGUUCAAUCCGAUGAAAGUAAUAUUGUCAGUAUAGCAUACAAAACUGCAAUCAAUUAUGCUAAAACAAUAAAAGAAGAAGAAAAUGUGAAUUAAUUAUUAUUUUUUUUAUUUUUAUUUUUUUUUUAUUUUCUUCACUACUUUUAUGUAGUAUUUUGUACUUAAAUUUUAAUUAAUCUAGUACUGGUAGCCAAUUUAUUAAAAGUUAUUGUUUACAGAAUUUUUAUUUUAAUGUGCUCAAAAAAAAAAUUUAUAUAAAAGAGUCAAAUUUAGGAAUCUUAAUUACAAAUACUAUACUCUAUUCCAAAUAAAUCUAGAAAAAUGUUUGACGAAACCGCGUCCAGUUUGGCGCAGGUAUAUCACAUGAUCUGCCAGCAGCAAGCGCUGUUGGCAACGAUCUGGUUGUAUACAACCUGAUAGAAUUUUCAUAACACUGCGUACAUACAAGCUGCAUACAACGUUCUACUCUCCACAUAUAUAUUAUAAUGUAAAUAUAAUAUUAUAGUAUAUAUUAUGCUUGAACCGUUGUUAUUAUAAUCAUCCUUAUACAUGGCAAUGUGCUCCGGCUACCGAUCAAUCACAACGAGUAACAACGGGCGCCGAUAACUAACUAAUGACAGCACAUUUGCCUCCACAAUUUUUCCAGACCUAUUUGGAAUAGAAUAUAGCUACCGGUGGUGACCAUGGUAAUCACCAUACUCAUUGUUUACUAUUUAUUUUUUUUAUUAUUUUAUUUUUGGUUCUCAUGGUAAAUGAAUAAAGCGUUCUAGAUCUAGAGAUCUAGAUUUUUGUUAUUAAAAAAAAAAAGUCCAUUCAUCUCAUUUGUUUGACAAACGUGUAUAGUUUUUGUGUUAGGUGCAAUAUUUUUUUUUAUUGUUAUUGAGAAGGGUGACUAUACCCCCAUUUCAUUGUCUUGGUCUAACACAAAUAGGCAUUUUAUCAAAACUACAAUACUGAAAACAAAUUUUUAAAUGGAAUUAAAGUUUAAACAUAACAACAUUAGAAAAGAGAAUAUUGAAGGUGGUAUUUGGAUGGGGUAGGCAGGAGUAUGCAUUUACCCAACCUUAGAUUUUAGAAAAGUUUUGAGUCGGUUGCCAGGUUACAAUAGACUGCCUAGAGUCAUUAUGGGCCAUCAUAUAAUAUACAUAUCGUUGUGAAAAGGCAAAUAUAGUAUAUCAGUAAUCCAUAUUAAGAAGAGUGCAAAAAACUAGUUUUUUUUUUUAAAUAUUUUAAGUGUUAUAAGUGUAUGUAUUAGUAUAAAAUUCAUUAGAGGUUUUAUGUAAAGCCAAGUUGCGAUUACUUGCAUGUUAACAAAAGCGGAAAGAGUUUGCUAGAUAUAAAUUGUAAACAAGUAUUAAAUUAUUGUAGGGAGCAUCUGUUUUUUUCAGUAUGGAGUUUUAUAAUGCAUGGGUGACAGGCUAAAAUAUAUAUUUAGUUUACUAAUAGUGAUAUAUGCUUAUGAGACCUGAUAGACAGCUCAAGGAGAUGAGUAAAAACUUCUUAUAUUUGAGGGGUAGGUGCUAAGAAAAAUGUAGGGAUCUGUGAAAAAUGAAUCAACUUGGGACUACGAAAGGAGAAAAUAUACUACCUUAAAAUUUCUAUACAAACUAUCCCAUGAAGAUAAACUCUUGAAUAUUUCUGUAGAAAAUAAAGAUAAUCAAAUUCUGUUUUUUUUUAUAUAUAUAUUAUUUAGGGAUAAUAACAACAAAUAUUUAUUCUUAUUUAAAGUUUUUUUUUUAGUAAAAAAAUAAAAAUAUAUCUAUUUUAUUAUUUUUGGUAAAUUUUAAUACAACCACUUUUCUGAAAAUUUUAAUGUAUCACAAAUUUAUAUAUGAUGAAUAGUUUCUAAGUAACAGCUGUUUCGAAUUUUACUACUCCGUGUGAAAACCAAUGUUAUAUAGGGAAUAAUAUAACCGGGUUAUGUGAUAACAUCGAUUUUUACUCUAAUUAAUAGAAUUUAAAAUUGCUGUUAGAAACUUUUCAUCGGAUAUAAUUGUGUGAUACAUUAAAAUUUUCAGAAAAAUAAAUUCUAUAGAAUGGUUAUCUUAAAAUUUUCCAAAAAUAAUAAAGUAAAGUUAUUUUUUUAAUAAAAAAAUAAUAACAAUUUAUAUAUAAAUUAUAUACAUUGUGUUGUUAAAAAUGUAAGUAUAUCCUUGAGUGAAUGUUUAGUAAUUUGCGUUCCACUUUAAUUUUCAAAUAUCUGUAUCAACAAGAACAAAAAUUUAAUUUAAUCGAGAGCCCAAUACGAAAAUUGAAAUAUUUAAAAAUCUAAUUUUGAGAUGUGAAAUUUCCAUCUGGUCGUUAAUAUUAAACAUUUUUAAUUGUGGUCACUUCUAGAAAAAUUGUUUAAAUAUGAUACCACCGUGCCGAGAAUCUGAAUAUUUUAUGGUAUAUAUUAUGGAGUAGUCACAAAUAUUGAAAUAAAAAACAUAUUUAAAACCAAUAUAUUCAGAAUUUAAUCAAUAAGUAAAGUUUUGGUCAAGUAAGUUGAACAAUGAUUUUAGACUGAAAAAUAUUCUAUUUUUUGUUAACAUUUAUUUUUAACUACUACAUAUGUAUUGAUAUCUUAAUUAAUUUUUAAGAAAAUGUUUUUGAUUCUGUUUUUGCAACAGAUUAUAUUUUUAAUAUUUUAGUUGAAGGUUUAAUUGUUGUAAUAAGUAACCUGGAAUUAUAUGCGUUAAAAAAUUGACAAAUAUCACGGAAAUAUGUAAAGAAAAAAUUUGAUAAAACCUAUUCAGUUUGCAUUAAUUUAUAUACUUGACAAGUUGUAAUACUUACAAAACAUUACUUUUAUAAUAAUCAGUACAAUCAGUAAUCUGAACAAUAAAUACUUGAAUAAUUAAAAUCAAAAGUAAUUACAAAUAUUAAAAAUCAAUAUUUCAUUAUGUCUAGGCUGUUAAUAUUGAAAUCUUUUAAAAUAAUCUAAAACUUAUAAUGUCUAAAACAAAAGAUCAAAAGAACUAAAUCCAUUGGUUAGGUACUAGGUACCUAUUAAUAUUUUAAUAGGUAUAAUUGUUCCUCAAAGAAACAAUAUCAAUGAUUUUUAGAUUUGAGGAAUGUAUUUGUUUUACAAUGAUAUUUUUUACCUGUGAACAACUUAGCAAUUUUGAUCUGAUUUUCAAAUACAGUGCAUUCUGCUUAAUGUGAGCAAGUUGGGACCAGUUAUAUUUGUUCUUUUUAAAUGGUUACCCAUUUUAAUGGAAAUUAGAAUUGGGACUAAACCUUUAUGCCCAUAUUAGUCGACUGUCCGCAUUGGCCGGUGACCACAUUAAGCAGAAUCUAUUGUAGAGCACUUUAUAAAAGGAGAUUUGAAUGAGGUGGUACUUAAGGGAAGUCAUUUUUUGAUUUUCCCUGUUAUUUUCAUAAUAAAUGAGGAAAACUGGACAAUUUACAAAAUAUAUUAUUUUUUAAUUGUUGCGUAUAGGUAUACAUGAAUUCCCUUCUAUAUUCCAACUUCUCAUUUAUAAUAGUGGCCCAUCCAUCGUGCGAAAUAUGUUAUAUUUUUUUAGAUUAUGAGUAGAGUGAGGAAUUUAUUGAUUUUACAAAGAUGUUUUUUUUUUAUCUGUGAAUAACUUUCUUGCCAGUAAUUUUGCUCCGAUUUUAAAUUAUAGCACUUUUUCUGAAAAAAAAAUCUGAUUGGGGUGGUACUUUACACAGAUUAUUUUUUGAUUUUCCCAGUUGUAAAAUAACAACAUGGGAAAAUAGGUACAAUAUUAAACAAAUAUUAUUAAAAAAAAAAAUAUAUAUAUAAUGCAUAAUUUUCAUUAUGAUUUUUACACUGCGUUGCAUUUGUGAUAAUUUACCAUAUUAUGGCAUAUUUAAUGUUGAUAAAGCAAAUACUAUAUUAACCGAAUUCCGCUCAGAAUCGUUUUUCGUUAGCAACGGCCAAUGGUUAAUCGUUGCGUUCAGAUAUACCUCCUACAUUUUUCCCUAUACCUUCCAAACUUUUCACCUACAGGCUACAACAGUGGCUCAUCCAUCGUGCGAAGUAGGUAUGUCCGUUUUUUUACUUGUAAAAUUGAUUUAUUUUGUAAUUAGGCGGGUAUUGAAUUUGUUGAUUAAUAAUAAAACCCUGAUAAUAAUUAUCCAUAUUGCAUAUACAUGUAGGUUAAUAUAGGCUACAUAUUGCGUUUAUAUAGAAUCUCUACAUAGGUGUCUACCUGCUUUACAUUGGACACAAAUUAAGGAUAUAUAUUAAGGCAAUUGUUAUGAAUAGGUAUCUACCUAGUUUUUUUUUCAAAUCUACCCUCAAUUUCACAUUAUUGUAAUACAUUUUUAUUAUUUUUUCGUUGCAGAUGAAAAUGACGAAGAAAAGAUAGAAGUAGUUCCCGCACACGAUGUUGAAAACCCGUUAAAUAAAUAAGUGUACCUAUAUAGAUUAGUAAAAGUAAAAUUAAAUAUAUGAAGGGCUACGGGGAAGAACAAUAAUAGUCAAUGUCUAAAAUAUUCAGUAUUCCAGUUUUAAAGUUUCAGAACUAUAUUAAAACCUUAUUGAACCGUAUAAUUAAAUCUUUGCUAUAUCAUUGACUGUGAUUUUUAUCUUUUCAACUCUAUUCGAAAAUGAUAACAUUAUAACUAUCGUAUUUAUUAUUAUUAUUUUUCACUAUUAUCGUUUUUUCCU
Molecule: messenger RNA, 11164 nt
Organism: Cinara cedri
Lineage: Eukaryota; Metazoa; Arthropoda; Insecta; Hemiptera; Aphididae
Source: the annotation of a GenBank genome assembly